GAAGCGAGAGUAUCUCGCCACUUGGGGCAAGUGCGCGUGCGCAGCCUCAGUCAGCCGAGGUGGGGAACAUGGCCGUGAGGUUCCUGUGGGCGGUCCGGCGGCGGAUGCAGCCCCUCCUGGCCUCGAGUGGCGCGUCAGAUGGCAGGGGAUGGCUGCAUCCUUUCAGCACUGCCACCCAGAGAACCGCUGGUGAAGACUGCAAUUCUGAGGACCCUCCUGAUGAACUUGGGCCCUCUCUUGCAGAACGAGCCUUAAAGCUAAAAGCUGUUAAACUGGAGAAGGAAGUCCAGGAUUUAACAGUGAGAUACCAGAGAGCUAUAGCUGAUGGUGAAAAUAUAAGAAGGCGAACCCAGAGAUGUGUAGAAGAUGCCAAGAUAUUUGGAAUUCAGAGUUUCUGUAAGGAUUUGGUGGAGGUGGCAGACAUUUUGGAGAAGACUACAGAGUGUAUUUCUGAAGAAACAGAGCCUGGAGACCAGAAGCUCACUCUGGAGAAGAUCUUCCGAGGCUUGUCACUUUUAGAAACAAAGCUGAAAAGCGUGUUUGCCAAACAUGGCCUGGAGAAGAUGACACCCAUUGGUGACAAAUAUGACCCUCAUGAGCAUGAACUCAUCUGUCAUGUGCCGGCUGGUGUUGGGGUGCAGCCUGGCACUGUGGCAUUAGUAAGGCAGGAUGGCUACAAGCUUCAUGGCCGCACCAUUAGACUUGCCCAGGUGGAAGUGGCAGUGGAGUCUCAGAGAAGACUAUGAAUGGGCCCAGAGGAACUGAAUGUUCUCCCGGAGUGCAGUCACCUGUGAUUCCUUUAUUUAUUAAACUAGGUUUGUAUUGUA
This is a messenger RNA of Lagenorhynchus albirostris (white-beaked dolphin), 827 nucleotides long. It is a transcript of the gene GRPEL2, whose product is annotated as GrpE like 2, mitochondrial. The transcript is spliced from 4 exons. The record is from RefSeq and is a predicted model, not a curated record. Bases 69 to 746 code for a protein of 225 amino acids. Gene Ontology annotation, cellular component: PAM complex, Tim23 associated import motor. Gene Ontology annotation, molecular function: protein-folding chaperone binding; adenyl-nucleotide exchange factor activity; protein homodimerization activity. Gene Ontology annotation, biological process: protein import into mitochondrial matrix; protein folding. Lineage: Eukaryota; Metazoa; Chordata; Mammalia; Artiodactyla; Delphinidae.